Nicotiana attenuata is the source of this 399-nucleotide messenger RNA. RefSeq lists its product as uncharacterized. Bases 134 to 340 code for a protein of 68 amino acids. The record is from RefSeq and is a predicted model, not a curated record. NCBI's taxonomy places the organism in Eukaryota, Viridiplantae, Streptophyta, Magnoliopsida, Solanales, Solanaceae. The transcript has a single exon.
UCCAAAGCUCUUCCUUUUCUUAUCUACUACUACUUGUUUAGUGUACUUUUUCUCUCUUCUUCUCUUUUCUUCUCUUACUUAGUACUAUUUUUAUCUAGCCAAAAGUUGAAUACAGUGCUAAAGAUCAUAAAAUAUGAAUGAUUGGGCUGGUCCGAUCAUAGCUACAUCGCUAUUUGCAUUUCUAUCUCCCGGAUUACUCUUUCAAAUGCCGGGCAAGAUUCGGCCAGUUGAUUUCUUGAACAUGAAGACCAGUUGGAUUUCCAUAUUGGUUCAUGCUAUCCUCUUUGGUUUGCUUCUCAUUCUUUUGCUCGUUGUUCUCAAUCUGCAUCUCUAUGUUUAAUUAGCUAUAGCUAAUACAGCAAAUAAUAUAAGAAGCUAGAACUAAACAUGCUCCUUCAA